Oryctolagus cuniculus (rabbit) is the source of this 5442-nucleotide messenger RNA. RefSeq names its product ubiquitin conjugating enzyme E2 V2 (gene UBE2V2). Lineage: Eukaryota; Metazoa; Chordata; Mammalia; Lagomorpha; Leporidae. The record is from RefSeq and is a predicted model, not a curated record.
GCUCCCGGAAGUGACGCGGUCGUCCCGUGCGUGCGGCGGCUGCGUCGGGCUGCAGGAGAAGAUGGCGGUCUCCACAGGAGUUAAAGUUCCUCGUAAUUUUCGCUUGUUGGAAGAACUUGAAGAAGGACAAAAAGGAGUAGGCGAUGGUACGGUUAGCUGGGGCCUUGAAGAUGAUGAAGAUAUGACACUUACAAGGUGGACAGGCAUGAUUAUUGGGCCACCAAGGACAAAUUAUGAGAACAGAAUAUAUAGCCUGAAAGUAGAAUGUGGACCUAAAUACCCAGAAGCUCCUCCAUCAGUUAGAUUUGUAACAAAAAUUAAUAUGAAUGGGAUAAAUAAUUCCAGUGGAAUGGCAGAGUGGACAGUGAGAGAGAGAGACAGAGAGAAAGGUCUUCCUUUUGCCGUUGGUUCACCCUCCAAUGGUCGCCGCUGCAGCCGGCGCACCGCGCUGAUCCGUUGGCAGGAGCCAGGAUCCAGGUGGAUGCACGGAGCAUACCAGUAUUAGCAAAAUGGCAAAAUUCAUAUAGCAUUAAAGUUGUACUUCAAGAGCUAAGACGUCUAAUGAUGUCCAAAGAAAAUAUGAAGCUUCCACAGCCACCAGAAGGACAAACAUACAACAAUUAAUUUUAAUGGAUCUCAAACUUGUCUUAAAUCAACAACCUUCUACUCAUAUUAAUGUCUUGAUUAAAUAUCACAAUGCAGAAUACCCACACAUUCAGUAAAGAAUUCCAGCUGGUAUAUGUGACCCGGACAUUUGUAAUAUAUUUAAUAUAUGUACACCCAUUAUGUUUUCAGGUAACGGGAGGAAAAAUGCAGCACAAUUUUUCUUUCUCUUGUUGAGGCACUGUCAUUUAAACAUAAACCUGGAGUGCUCCAAGUAGGAUUCGGGUUUACAAGACGCAAGCGUGGCGAGACGUGUGAGAUGGCAGUGGAAACGUGUGUUUCUGAAAAGUAAAAAUUCCAAGAAGGACAAACAGAAAUGGCAUGCUUUAUCCAUCUUGCUUAGUGAAAGAGCUGCAGUUGAAAUUGUUUAAAGUAGCAGGUACAAUGAAUAUUGUCACAAAUUGUGUUAAAUUUUAAAGCGGUGUGGGUGCUGACUACUAGUAGUAUAAAAAUAUGUUCAGGAUUGUUUUGAUACCUGUAUUUAUAAUAAAAAAAUGUUGGGGGGGUCGAUGAAUUUCUGUUAAAAGCUGUUCCUGUGUGUUACAUGUAACAGACAUGGUAAAUAUUUGUUUACAUUCUUUGUUUAACAAACCAUGCAUUUAAGUUCAAGUGAAGUCAACAAAAAAAGAAAAUAGGUGUAUGGAUAUGUGAUUUUGAGAUUAAAGUUAGUCAUAAAAUGUAAAUAAAAUGUGGAAAGUGUCCUCGGAGACUGUGCCAUUUCUAUUAUGUUGAUAUAAUUUGUGUACAGUACCUUGCCAAGGUAGCACAAAUUGGAAUUACUGUAGUUUUUCAUCUGUAAGCACCUUUUAGUAUAAUUCUGCUUUGUAUACUUGUGAAUUGGAAUUUGCAGAGUAUUUCACAGAAUAAAUUACCUGAUUUGUUUAACUGCCUUGGACAAGGAAGAGUCCCAAGUGUUACAUUUUAAAUUUGAUCUUACCAGAAAUAAUAUUAAAAUGAUUUUUGAAUUUAAUAAUUCUUAACAGAAUUAUAGAUUGCAGAUUAUUCACAGAUACAUGCUGUUUUACUUUGUAACAUCUUUUGUCUUUAUUUUUUCCCUGAAAAAUUUUGGUUAAUAGAUUGAACAAAUUGGAGACAUUUCCUUCUCCAGUUAAUGCUUUUAAUGCUGAUGAGGACUAGUUUUAUCCACCCAUAUCCCAUUAUAACAAACAUGUAAACUCUGAAGUUGAAAAUCCAUUUAUGUUCUCAGUGACCUGAGGCUUUAGGUCACUGUUCACUUCAAAGCACUGAGUGUACUGCUUUGUUGAAAAAGCUGUUUUCUUAUGUAUUCAUUGAAGAACAGAAAAGUGGUCAGGUAAACUCACCUUUCAUUUUGGUUUGCUUAAUAAUUUUACUCAACAUUCUCCCCAGUCUACAUAGGCAAACCAGAAUUAUGAAUGUCAGAAAUCAAAUUAGAUGUUUAAACCUUGCUUAUAAAGAAAAAAAUAAUCAACCUGGACAUAUGUUAAAAUAUUUUCUUACUUUUAUAGUACAACAAAGACAAAUUUCUCAUGCACGCCCUACGUGUCUGUUAUGCUCAUUCACAGUUAAAGCUUUGAACUGCCUUUUCUUGGUACAGUAAUGCCAAUGCAAUUUGUCUAAACUUACUAAUUUCCAUGACUAAUUUAUCUUAAUUAUCAAAGAUGUUUAAAAUUACAUGUAGAGAACAUACAAAUUAGUACAUGUGUGAUUUAUUAAAAUAGAUUUGAAAUGAACUAUGACCUUGAAAUGUAGUCUUACACAUUUUUAGCCACUUAGGGGAAAUUAGGUUGAUUUACUCUGAUGCUAUAUAAGCUAACUGAUGGUUUCAAUCAGUAUUUGGAAUAGCCUCUGCUUUGAAAGCCUGUCUUGCCAUACCUGGAAGCUCAUAAUUAUUUGAGUGCUGUUUGCUGACUGAGGAUCCUAGGAACUUCAGUGGCUUGUCCUAGUAAACCACUACAGCUCUUGCGAAGUUUUCUUUUAUGUCCAAGCCUGUGUUGCCAGAGUCAGCCCCACAGUGUUUAUUUCUUCUUUUUGGGACUAUGGAAUUCUGCAGAAAUCUGCAUGCCAGUUAACCAGCCUCCAAGGCAGACUCCAUUUUGCAUGUCUCAAUCAAGAUGUGCCUGCAAUGUGAGACACACUGGUUGAUUAUAGGAGGAGUUCAUCUAGAGCCACUCUUAAGUAUAGUAACAUUUCUAAGACAGCAGUUUUUCCUUUGUUUUGUCAAGUGGCUAAUGCCAUAGGUCUUGUGUGGUAUUAACCUUUAAAUGAAUUGUGAAAUUGCCUUAGAAAUUUGUUUAAAAGGCCAGCAAGUAAGAUCCAUGAGGAUGAUCAUAUGUUAAUAAAAAUUAUAAAAAUAAAAUUCUUGUCCUGUUAGGUCAGUGUAAUGCUUUAAUGAUUUUGUUGACUUCAGAAUUGGUACUUAAAAACAUUUUUCUAGCAUUUUACAGCAUUUGAAUUUGUUACGGGUUUAUGUGUAACUGUACAGGAUCUGGGAACAUAAACAUUUGGAAAUUUAAUCAUUGGUAUUUCUUGUGAUAAAGAUAGAGAAUUACAAUUUUAUAUUAAUCUUCAAAAGAAUUUGUAACCCUUAAAAUUUGAACAAAUGCUUGCAGAAUGGAUUAGUUUGACUCACUUAUGAUUUAUUUUUUAGUUGAGAUUACUUAAUACAGCUACAUAGAUUUUAAUGUUGAUGCCCACUAAAUAUAUAUAUAUAUAUCAAUAAAUACAGAUGAAAGUAAUAUGAAGGUACUUUAGAGAGAUUAGGGAAUAGAAUUAAAAGGUAAGUGCUUUGGUGCAAAAAAAAAGUGAAAUCUAUGCAUUUGAGAGAGCCUUCAAAAAGUUCUUAGGAAAUGCAUAUUGUAGAAAAAAAUGCAUGAAUUUCAGAAUCUUUUUGCAUCAAACAUUUUAAUUUUAUUUUCCAUGAACUUUUUGAAGCACCCGUUUAUUUUGAAAAUUUAGAGGACACAGCUGGAAAAUAUUAAUACUUUUUUCUUAGUAGGUUUGGUGUUGGCUUUUUUUUUUUUUUUUUUUUUUUGACAGGCAGAGUGGACAGUGAGAGAGAGAGAGAGACAGAGAGAAAGUCUUCCUUUUUGCCGUUGGUUCACCCUCCAAUGGCUGCCUGUGCCUGUCCACCGCGCUGAUCUGAUGCAAGGAGCCAGGUACUUAUCCUGGUCUCCCAUGGGGUGCAGGGCCCAAGCACUUGGACCAUCCUCCACUGUACUCCCUGGCCACAGCAGAGAGCUGGCCUGGAAGAGGGGCAACCGGGACAGAAUCUGGCGCCCCAACCAGGACUAGAACCCCGUGUGCUGGCGCCGCAAGGCGGAGGAUUAGCCUAGUGAGCCGUGGCGCCGGCCGGUGUUGGCUUUGAUAGGUGCAUCAUGGAGAGACAGUGUUAAGUCAAAACCUUGUCAGUCUUUUUUUUAAUUUGUGAGACAAGAGACAAACAACUCCUAUCUGCUGAUUCACUCUCCAAAUUCCUGGGAGCCAAGUUUUCAGUUCAGGUCUCCCAUGUGGGUGGUAGAGACCCAAGUACCUGAACCUGCUGCCUCCCUGGGUACACAUUAGCAGGAAGUUGGAGUUAGGAGUGCAGCUGUGUGUGACUCAGAUGUAGACACUCCAACAUGGGAUAUGGACACCUAACCAGUAGGCAAAACAUAUGUCCCAAAACGAUUGAUUCUUUGUGCAAAUUUUAAAGAAUCCUUGUGCGAGUACUCAUGAUACAGCCUACUACAGGUGAUUGAAUUUCAGGAGAUGUUUAAGGAUUUUUUUCCCUCCAGAUUUUCCUUUUGUAAGUAUUCUUUUUAGACACAUUAAAGGUCUUCAAAAUGUUAUGGAAUUGCAUAUUAUGAAAGAACUGCAUAGAUUUUAAAAUAUUUUGCAUUAAAAUAAACAUCUUAAUUCCAUUUUACACAAACUUAAAGCACCCUUGUAUAUUUAAAGUCAUGAUACCACUCUACUGCUGGGAAGGAUUAAAAACCACUGGUUUUACUUUUCUAAGUAUGAUUACCAAGUACUGACUUGAUCAGCUUUUGGUUAUUUUUACAGAAAGAUUCCAGCUCUGUGAGGCUUUGGAGAAGUGUAUAUAAAAUGAAGCAUUUUGAGAAGGUAUAGAUGCAGUGUGUUUUUUAUAAACUUGAUAGGUACAUUAGUGGUUAAUUUCCACCCCAUAUUGAAUUUACUAAACAGAACCUGUGUAGGAGUAGAAUACCUUUUACGCUGCAAUGAAUGUGUCAUUUAGAAGUUGCUAAAGAGUAGAUGGAAAUCUUACCAAAGUUCAUUCAGAAAGUGUUGCUUAUUUAGAAAGUAUUAUGGAUUGUUGAAAAAAUACACCAUAAAUUUUUUUUUCUUUUUUCCAGUGUAGAGAUUUAAUUUUUAUUUUUAUUUUUUUUUUAAUUUAAGAGACAUAUAGAAUUGGCAUCUGCUAGUUCGCUUCACAAAUGCCUCUCAGUUGCUGGAAUUGGGAGAGACUAAAGCCUAGAGCCAAAAACUCAAUUCAGGUCUUGCACGUGGGUGGCAGGAACUGCACUACUUCGGCUAUUCACCCGGUGCCUUCCAGGGUCUGUGUUAGGAAAUUGAAUCAGGAGUCAGAGCUGAGAAUUAAACCCAGGAUCUGUGAAGUGGGCUAUGGGUGUUUCAACUGGCAACUGCUAGGCUAAAUGCUUAUUUCAUCAUAGUAUUCUCUGAAGAGAAAGUUAAUGAAAGUAUUUGAUGAUAGAGAAGAUAAGUGACAUGUCAAAACUUCAGAAAUAAAGGGGUUUUGGGUAACUACUGGAGUGACCAAAAAAAAAAAAAAAAAACAAA